Messenger RNA from Pantherophis guttatus, 2969 nucleotides. RefSeq names its product SUMO specific peptidase 3 (gene SENP3). Lineage: Eukaryota; Metazoa; Chordata; Lepidosauria; Squamata; Colubridae. The record is from RefSeq and is a predicted model, not a curated record. Gene Ontology annotation, cellular component: nucleus. Gene Ontology annotation, molecular function: deSUMOylase activity. Gene Ontology annotation, biological process: protein desumoylation; proteolysis.
AGCCGCGGCAGUUUGUGAGGAAAGGAGGCGGCGGCGGCGGCGGUGGCGGCGGUGGUGGGAGGGGAGAGCGAGCGCGGAGCCUCCCUCGCUGCGCGGCCUCUCUUUCCGCGGGGGCCGCGGCCUUGGGCCCGCUGCGCAGACGCACAUCGGAGCGAUGAAGGAAAGCAUCCAAGACAAGAAGUACUGGGGGGGCCCCCCCAGCCUCCACGACCCCAUGGGGCACCCCGACCAGUUUUGCAGAGCUUCCCGAGAAUGGCGCGACCCGGAGCACCAACGAGGCGGCUGCUUCGAAGGGAGCCGGCGCCUGGCCUGCGCCAAGAAGCCGCUUCCCAGUUUCAACCCCUUGUCCUCCAGCAGCGACGAGGAACAUCGCGAAGGCCAGUGGGAUCUCUCCCGCGUAUCCAGCUGGGGGGUGGCGGGGGGCCCUUCGGAGCUCUCCCGGCACAAAGCCCCCCGGGGGAAGUUGGCCAGGAGCGGAGGGCGCGCCUGGCCUUUCGAAGUCGGCACCGGCGCUCAGGCCAGAAGGCGUCCGCAGCUGCUGGGGACCUCCAGACAUUGUUUCCGCCGCAAGCGACAACGGGCUCUGCGCGCUUUCCGGAUGUUUCUGUAUUCCAAGAGCUCUCUGGCUUUCCACUGGAAGCUGUUGGGCAAGAUGGCCACCAAGGGACGCCGGCGAGGAGGGGCAAAGCGGGCCCGGUCGUCUAUGUCCCUCUCCCCUGGCUCCCAGCCCGACGACGACCACCUCCCAGUCUUUAAGAAAAGCUGCCCUUUGGGAGCAGAGGCGGAGGACUGCCAAAGCGCGGCCAAGGGCCGGCCCCACUCUUCUGAGCCACGGCUGGACUACGAAUUGGGGGGAGCCUUCCCCCCGUCUCCAUCCACGCCUCAGCACUCCCGCCUCAGCUUGCUGGGGGCCCUGAUAGAAGAGGCGUCCCCCUACCCUCAGUACAUGGAGCUCCAGCGGGUGAGCUUCGACAAGGACCCCGGAGCCAUGGAACCCGGGGAGGAAGAACCGGCCACCCUGCUCAAAUACCCUGCCCGGGGUGCCCAGGUGUCCCCCAGGACUAGGAAGAUGGGAGAGCCGCAGCACGGCCUGGACGGAGAUGGAGACGCCCUGGAUGCCCUUCCCAACGGUUUCGCGUCUCUUCCUCCGGACGGUGACCUCUGCUCCCUGCCCGGCUUGCCGGACGCCACAAUCCUCAUCAGCAACGUCUGUAGCAUCGGAAGCCACGUGGCCGAGGAACUUUUCCAAGGGACCCGAGACAACGGCCGGCCGCUGGAUCCUUCAGCCGGCCGGGUGGAAGGCGGGAGCCAGCCGGCCGAUGCGGCUGCCGAAGAGGCCGAAGAGAGGCCCGGUGAGAACGCGGCUCAGCCCAGUCUGCUGCGGGAGGAGCACAUCACGUGCGUGCACAACAUCUUGGACGAGUUCCUGCAGACGUAUGGCAGCCUCAUCCCCAUCAGCGUGGACGAGGUGGUGGGGAAGCUGGAGGACAUCUUUCAGCAGGAAUUCUCCACCCUCCAGAGGAAGAGCUUGGUGAACCAGCUGAUCCAGUCCUACCAGCGCAUGCCGGGCAACGCCGUGGUUCGGACCUUCCGGGUGACUUACAAACGCCACGUGGUGACCAUGGAUGACCUGCAGACCCUUUUUGGGUCCAACUGGCUCAAUGACCAGGUGAUGAACAUGUAUGGGGACCUCGUUAUGGACACGGUGCCAGAAAAGGUUCACUUUUUCAACAGUUUUUUCUACGAUAAGCUACGAACCAAGGGGUACGAAGGCGUGAAGCGUUGGACCAAAAAUGUGGACAUUUUUAACAAAGAGAUCCUGUUGAUCCCCAUCCAUCUGGAGGUUCACUGGUCGCUGAUCUGCGUGGAGGUGAAGCAGAAGAAGAUCACCUACCUGGAUUCCCAGCGCACCCUCAACCGGCGGUGUCCCAAGCACAUCUGCAGGUACCUGCAAGCCGAAGCGGAUAAGAAGAACCGUCCUGACUUCCGAGAGGGCUGGAGAGGGGUUUUCCAGAUGAACAUCGCCCGACAAAACAACGACAGUGAUUGUGGAGCCUUCGUCCUGCAGUAUUCCAAAUUCCUGGCCCUGGGCCUGCCCUUCGCCUUCACGCAGCAGGACAUGCCGAAACUCCGCCGACAGAUGUACAAGGAGCUGUGCCACUGCAAACUCCUCGCGUGACAGCCCGGCUGCACAACUCCCCCCUCCCCACACACACACACACGUCCCCCUCCUCUCUUUCUCACCCCCUCCCCCACACACACACCCCAACCUCCCCACCAGGGAUGCCGCAGGACCACCGUCCCAUCCUUGGACAGGAACGCCUCUUCGUCCGGCCUCCCUGGGUUUCAGCCAGAGACAAGGGGACUGCCUGAGGUUUGAUCAACCGGACUUACGGGGGGGGGGGGGGCGGUUUUUUUAAAGCCAAGUUACGCCCUGAUCCUUCCUUUCUUCCUUCCUUCCUUCUUUUUCUUUCUGGUCAUUCUGUUUGGUUUUUUGUUCCUAUUUAAACCUGGGACAGGGUGGCCUUUCUCUCGGUUGUUUUGUUGGGGAAUUGAGGGGGAAGAGGGUUUUGGGGGUCUGUUGGCAUUGUGGGGGGUGACCGAGACGGGGCCCCGCUCUCUGCGGAGGCUCCCUGCAGAUCCGAGAAAAGCGUGGGGAAAUCCUGAACUCAGGACCGGAAAGGGAGGGGGGGCACGGGAGACCCCUGCACAGAAACACACCACACCCCCUCUCGUGUUAUGUCACCCCCGUGGCUUCAUUGUGUUAGUUCAUAAUGUAUUUCUCCCUCCGCCCCCCCCUCCCCCAAAAAAGGGGAAGGCGUUGGAAAAGAGGGAAGGGGGCUGCACUGGGGUGGGCCGGGGGUGGGGUGGGGGCGAGGUUUCUACACUGGGGCCGAGAUUAACUGAAAACAAGCGUUUUUUUAUACAAUGGCUGCCAUUGUGGGUAAUAAAAAUUGUUCUUUGGAGAA